UGCAUGUCAGUCGGGGCCCUUAGGAGGGCGGGGCCUCUGAUCCCACCCACCGCCCAGAGUGUAGGACUGGGACAUCAUUCCCACAGAGCUGUCAGCUCAUUUCUAGCGCGAGCCAUCGGCUGUCCGGGUUUCCAGCCGCUGUCAGUGACCUCAGCUCAAAGCGACACCGUCAUGCCCACGAGACAGACACCCGCGUGCUCCCUGCUUCUCUUCCCGUCGCUGCUGCUGCUGUGCGGAGCGGGACAGCAGUGUCUCGCGGCAAGUCCGUUGCUCGUGUUCCUGAUCGAUGGGUUCCGUUAUGACUACAUGGAUGACCUGCACGCGCUACCCGGAUUUCGCGAGCUCGUGGGCAAUGGGGUGAAGGUGGACUACAUGACGCCGGACUUCCCGAGUUUAUCAUACCCUAAUUACUACUCAUUAAUGACAGGCCGUCACUGUGAUGUUCAUCAGAUGACUGGAAACUACAUGUGGGAUGAAGUCUCCAAUAAGGAGUUUCAGAUUGGGACCAAUCCUGACAGCCGGUUGCCUCUUUGGUGGGAUGGAUCAGAGCCGUUAUGGAUCACACUGCAGAAGCUGGGAAAGAAGGUUUUCAUGUACUACUGGCCUGGCUGCGAGGUGGAGAUUCUGGGUGUCCGUCCAUCAUUCUGUGAGGAAUAUGUCUACAACCCAUCAGAGAAAAACCUCACAGACUCGAUAGAGAAUGCUCUCAAAGUCCUGAGGUCAGGCCAAGCAGUCAUGGCAGCAAUAUAUUAUGAGAAAAUAGAUGUGGAAGGCCAUCACUUCGGUCCAGACUCUCAUCAGGUCAGAGCAGCUGUGCAAGAACUGGAUUUUGCCAUGCAGGCACUCAACAGAAAAAUCAAAGAGAAGAACAUGGUGAACCAGUUGAACAUUAUGCUAUUUUCAGACCACGGCAUGACAAAGAUCCAGUGGAUGAAGAAGGUAAUAGAGCUGGAUAAUUAUAUCAACAUGUUGGACAUUGUCAAGAUGAUGGACAGAGGGCCUGUGGUCAAUCUGUGGCCCAAAGAUAACAAGUUCCAAGAGGUGUAUGCUGCAUUGUCCCAGGUCCCUAACAUGCGUGUCUAUGCCAGACAGGAGAUCCCUGAACGUUUCCAUUUCAAAGGAGGGAAGUUUGUCUCCCCCCUGACGCUGGUGGCUGAGCCAGGCUGGUUUAUUGCUGAGAACAAGGCAAAACUCCCAUACUGGAGAAAUGACUCUGGGGAGCCCUCAGCCUGGCAGAACGGCUGGCAUGGUUAUGACAAUGAGUUCCUCGACAUGAGAGGCUUUUUCAUGGCGACAGGACCUGACUUCAAGCGGAAUGUUCGGGCAGCUCCAAUUCGAGCGGUGGACAUCUAUAACGUCAUGUGCUGGACAUUAGGAGUGGAACCUUUGCCCAAUAAUGGGUCCUGGUCUCGGGUAGAGUACCUCUUGAAUGGCUCUGAUGGUCCAUCCCAGCCUACAACCCUCUGGACCUCCUGUAUGGGUUUGUUAGGAAUACUGCUGGUACUAUGGGACAAAAACAUUUAACAGUUCAGUGUUAACGGCCUGUGAGGUAGCUAGAAAUGAUCUGCUAGAAAGAGAUAGAACAAUAAACCAUGUAAAGGUUAAUGCAUUAAAACGGAAGGGAAAAUAAAUGAAACAGGUUGGAAAAUGUGACCUUGAAAUGGUUAGAGCACUCUUAAUAAGGACUAAGAACUUGAAGCCUUAAAGGGCCUGGAGAGUUUGUCUGGACCUCAUACCACCUUCCUAAAUAGACUGGAAUAAAGAUAAUCCUACAUGCCCGUAAUACCUUAGAAAUAACCUCCAUUCUGGACCCUUAAGAGCACUAAACUUACUGUUUCUCUUCCUUCUCCAGCUCUCCAUAUCUGAUUAAAAUGUGUUGAUGUCUAAGGUGAUACAUACAUUAAAUGUCCAAGUUGUUCAUUUUGACAUGUGCCCCGAGCAUGUUCACUGUUUUCGUUCAUUUCACGUUUUAUUAUCUCUUUCUUCUUAUUAUACAAAUAUGUUGUUUUUUACUUAGACCUAACAGCAUUACUGAUUUAUGGGUAUUUGUUACCCUGAAGCUGUUGUACGUAAACCUCUCCUCUCCAAUUUCUUGUCAUUUUUGUUCCAAGAUCAAAUUUUCUUCAGAAAACAGUGAUGCAUAAAAAUAAAAAAAUGCAUAGCCAGAUCAGAGGAAGAGUGGAAGAGAUAGACUGUGGAAGAGAUAGACUUCAUACAGUAAAGGAUGCUGAUGUUGCCUUGUUUUGAUAUGUGUAACAGCUAGAAUAGGUUUAAAGGGGAAUGAUGAAAGCUAUACUUUGAAUACCAAAAGUAAGUUGGUAAAUUACAAAUACUUGUAGGAGAUGUUUUGAAACUCUUAUAUUUUUAGACACAUUUAUUCCUUUUUUUUAGCUUGGCCUCUUUUAAAAUGCUGUGAAUACAGUCUGCAAGGCGGAUGAUUAUAACAGAUACGUUUGUUUUCAUCUGUUUUUUAAUUCAGCUAUUUAUGUCUUUGUGCAUGAUCUGUAAGACCCUGAUAUAAAUUUUGUGAAAAGGGUCCCAUGAAUAAAUUUGCUUUGAUUUGGAAAACAUG
Molecule: messenger RNA, 2572 nt
Organism: Micropterus salmoides (largemouth bass)
Lineage: Eukaryota; Metazoa; Chordata; Actinopteri; Centrarchiformes; Centrarchidae
Gene: enpp6
Product: ectonucleotide pyrophosphatase/phosphodiesterase 6
Exons: 8
Coding region: 4-1524 (506 amino acids)
Source: RefSeq, a predicted model, not a curated record